AUGCCCGCACUGUCAACAUUCCGCACACGGACCAGCCCCGUCGGACAUCUCAGGACUCAAUGGACCAGCUCGAAAACCCCACCUGAUGCUUCUACUACCGACCCUGCCCCAAUCCUCGCGGCACCCACUGCUACGACCACCCUCAGUGCCGAUGCUCAACAUCCCCGUGCUCCGCCGCGGUCGGUUACCAUCAUCUCUAUCAUCCCUGCAACAACCUUCACGGCGACGACCACUGGAGCUCCCACUCCCACCGCCGAACAACUCUCCCGACGGCCCGCCAACUACCACACUCAUCUCCAAUGA
Molecule: messenger RNA, 303 nt
Organism: Spirometra erinaceieuropaei
Lineage: Eukaryota; Metazoa; Platyhelminthes; Cestoda; Diphyllobothriidea; Diphyllobothriidae
Source: the annotation of a GenBank genome assembly